Molecule: messenger RNA, 916 nt
Organism: Pocillopora verrucosa
Lineage: Eukaryota; Metazoa; Cnidaria; Anthozoa; Scleractinia; Pocilloporidae
Source: RefSeq, a predicted model, not a curated record
AUGCAGCUGAAUGAUCAGUCACAACAGUUGAAUAAUCAGUCACAGCAGAUAAAAGGAUUGGUGGCCAAGAAUACAGAACAGUCACAGGAGAUAGCCAGUUUAACGUCCUCUAUGCAGGGUCUGGUGCAGAAGGUAGAACGCCUCACAGGCCAGGAUCGACAUCAAGCUGUGCUGGUGGACAAACCGACCAACCAAACCAAGGGCAUGACAAACAAGAUAGAGGCAAAUAUUGACAAGGUUGAAGAGGGUGAUACAAUGAAACAGGGCUUCAAGCCUAAAUCAAUUAAUGAUAUUAAAGUAGGUAUGAAGGUAUUGUUUAAACGUUGGCCAUGGGAAUUGCGAGGAACAGUCAGGUACGUCGGAUCUGUCUCUACAAUUGGACCAAUUGGACAUCAGCUCGGCGUAGAGUUAGAUCCGGGUGAAGGGGAAAAGUUAUCGUGGAUUCCCCUGUUCAACCCAACACAUGACGGAAAAAGAUACUUUAGCUGUGUCAUUUACGGAGAAUAGGUAGAUACUAUGUAAAUUAAUUGCAACUUUAUAAAGCCAGGACCGCCACAAACUGAGGAAACUGGAGGAAAAUUUUAAUCAUCGGCCUCAACACAUGCCUCAGUAGACGAGCAUCACUUUGCAUCACUUUCAGCAGCAUUUCAUGCUUGUACUGACAUCACAAGACAUAAUUUAGGUAAUACCGUAUUUCCUCGAAUAGGCGUCCGGGCAGCGUAUCUAAAAUUACGGCAAAAGGAGAGGCACUUUUAUACGAAGGAUGGUGGUUAAUCUAGGGCGUGCUUAUUAAGUUUUCCUUUCAACGAACUGUUUCCUUAUUUUGGCUAUAUCUUAAAUAGAAAAAACAAAGCUGCAACAUCCACGCAGACGUCAAGUCAGUAUGGCGAUAGCAAUAACUAGAAGCGAAACUAUU